Messenger RNA from Daucus carota subsp. sativus, 1649 nucleotides. RefSeq lists its product as uncharacterized. NCBI's taxonomy places the organism in Eukaryota, Viridiplantae, Streptophyta, Magnoliopsida, Apiales, Apiaceae. The transcript is spliced from 13 exons. Gene Ontology annotation, cellular component: endoplasmic reticulum; COPII-coated ER to Golgi transport vesicle. Bases 301 to 1461 code for a protein of 386 amino acids. The record is from RefSeq and is a predicted model, not a curated record.
UCUCAGCCCAACCCAUAAAUACAAACACAAGGCCCAAAAAGCAUUAAAUAAAAGACAAAUAACAAGAAGCACGGGAGAUGAAACAACGAAAGAAACGAUAGAUCCCGCGAAAGAAACGCCGACGACGAACUUAUCUUCCGGCGACUCUCUUUUCUCCCUCAAUUCUCCCUUUUUAUUCACAUUUUCUCCGCAGGCACCGAUUAUAUAUUUCAACGAAUUCGAAUUCAAACAUUAAAGAGAGAUAUUUAUUAUGCAUUUGAUUUGAUUGGAUGCGUUUUGAGAUCGAAUUGUGUUGAGAAAAUGGAGAAUUUAGUAAGUAAGCUUCGUAAUUUAGAUGCGUAUCCCAAGAUCAACGAGGAUUUCUACAGCCGGACGAUCUCAGGUGGCCUUAUUACUCUCGCUUCUUCCAUUGUCAUGAUCUUGCUCUUCCUCUCCGAGCUCAGAUUGUAUCUUCACGGUGUAACAGAAACAAAACUAGUUGUAGACACUUCGAGAGGGGAGACGCUAAAAAUUAAUUUUGAUGUGACUUUUCCUGCACUUCGUUGUUCUAUGCUCAGCCUUGAUGCCAUGGAUAUAAGUGGAGAGCAGCACCUUGACAUCAGACAUGACAUCUUCAAAAAAAGAAUAGAUGCCAAUGGAAAUGUCAUAGAAUCAAGGCAGGAAGGUAUUGAUUCUGCUAAGAUUGAGAAGCCAUUACAAAAACAUGGUGGUCGGCUGCAACACAACGAAACAUAUUGCGGUUCAUGUUAUGGUGCAGAAUCAUCAGAUAAUGAUUGUUGCAACACUUGUGAAGAUGUCCGUGAAGCAUACAGAAAAAAGGGUUGGGCUGUGACAAAUCCAGAUUUACUUGACCAGUGCAGAAGAGAAGGAUUUCUACAACAGAUCAAGGACGAAGAAGGUGAGGGAUGUAACAUGUAUGGAUUCAUAGAAGUUAAUAAGGUGGCCGGAAAUUUUCACUUUGCACCUGGAAAAAGUUUUCGGCAAUCAAAUGUUCAUGUGCAUGAUCUGCUAGUUUUUCAAAUGGAUAGCUUCAAUAUAAGUCACAAGAUUAAUAGAUUAGCAUUUGGAGACUACUUCCCUGGUGUUUUGAAUCCUCUUGAUGGUGUGCAAUGGACACAAGAACCACCAAGUGGGAUGUAUCAGUAUUUCAUCAAGGUGGUACCAACUGUCUACAAAGAGGCUAGCGGAAGUACCAUUCAGUCUAAUCAGUUCUCAGUGACAGAGCAUUUUAGGACUGCAGAUCAUGGUCUCCUUAAUACACUUCCAGGAGUUUUCUUCUUCUAUGAUCUUUCCCCAAUAAAGGUGACUUUCUCAGAGGAAAAUCUUUCAUUUCUGCACUUUCUGACAAACGUUUGUGCUAUAGUUGGUGGUGUUUUCACUGUAUCAGGGAUAUUAGAUUCUUUCAUCUACCAUAGUCAAAAGGCAAUCAAGAAAAAGAUGGAAAUAGGAAAAUUUAGUUGAUCUUUAUGUUUGGCAUAUGCUUAUGUGGUAUUGCCAAUUGGAAAUUUGGAAUCAUCUUGGCUGAGAAGCAUGAUUCCAUUCUACAGGGUAUAUAUUGGUCAAAGUUUAGGAUGUUAAAACCAUUGAUGCAGGAAACACCAGAUUUUGUAAGAAAUUCUUAAUCAGAUUAGUUUCAUAGUUGAGUUUAA